Molecule: messenger RNA, 1267 nt
Organism: Ipomoea triloba (trilobed morning glory)
Lineage: Eukaryota; Viridiplantae; Streptophyta; Magnoliopsida; Solanales; Convolvulaceae
Exons: 3
Coding region: 65-1090 (341 amino acids)
Source: RefSeq, a predicted model, not a curated record
CAUCUUUCCCUUUCCCUUUCCCUAUCCACAUUUCCAUCAUUCUUGAAACCCGGGCCGGUCCGCCAUGGCCGACUCAGAGGAAGAAGCUCUAUGCCGAAACUACCCUUACGCCCUCUACUUCGUCCAGAGCCCCUCCACCGUCUCCCAUGCAAACAGCGCCGACCUCGGCCGCCCCACCACUCUCCCCGCCGCCAACAACCCCAACGCCGACUACUCUCCGCCGCGCUCCGAGCCGGCCGCCCGCCCGCCUCUCUCCCGCUACUCUUCCCGCGGCUCCAACAACACCUUUUCCCGCCACGAGAAGAAGGUCUCGUUCGACGACGAUUUCCACAGCCACGGCACCGGCGUCGCCGAGAACGCCCGCGAGAAUCCCGCCGGCGCCGGCGCCGGAGUUGAGCGGCGCUGCGGAGAGGAUGAGGAUGAUGAGGAGGAUUUUGAUGAGUAUUAUUAUGGGAGACGAGGGGGUUGGAAGAGAUUCUUGUCUAUGGGGUAUUCGGAUUCCGGGGCGUGGAUGUUCAUGCAGAUUGCUUGGAGGCUUGUGUUGAGUAUGGCGCUUGCUUUGGUCGUCUUCUACAUUGCUACCAAGCCGCCGCCGCCCAAAGUCUCCGUCAAGAUUGUUGGAAUUCGACAGUGGGGAUUAGAAGAGGGAGUGGAUGCCACGGGUGUGACUACUAAAAUGCUAAGCUGCAAUUGCUCAAUUGAUCUCAUCAUAGACAACAAGUCUAAGCUCUUUGGUCUCCACACUCAUCCCCCUCUCACCACAAUGUACUUUGGCAGACUCCCUUUUGCCACCUCUCAACUCGGCGAGGAGCUGUACGCGGGGAGUUCAGGUUCAACGUUGUUCAAGUUAACGGUGGGUACGAGGAAUAAACCGAUGUACGGCGCCGGGGGGGCGAUGCAGGACAUGCUGGAUUCCGGCAAGGGGUUGCCGGUGGUGGUGCGGGUGCGGUUCGUGUCGUGGUUUCGGGUGGUGUGGGGUUUGAUCAGACCAAAAUUCCACCACCAAGCAGACUGCCUUGUCGUACUCUCCAAAUCUUACAACAAGAAACGCCGGACUCAAGUCUUUAACAGCACCUGCGUCAUUCUUUGAUGAAUGUUAUAAUUUUUUUUUUGAAAUGACGAGAGAAAUCCGUUACCAUUACCUGAAGAUGCGUUCUAGUAAACUCUUCUUGUGAUCUUAGCGGACAGUGUUUAUUUUUUAUUAGUAUAUGUAUCUUUGUGUAUGGCACAAGUGAGCUUGCAAUUGAAGAAAGAAUUUAUUUUAUUG